Paramecium pentaurelia is the source of this 1281-nucleotide messenger RNA. Lineage: Eukaryota; Ciliophora; Oligohymenophorea; Peniculida; Parameciidae. The record is from the annotation of a GenBank genome assembly.
AUGGAUCAAAUAAAAAAUGUUGAUUCUUACUUAGAUAAUUUACUUGGAAAUUUUUCAGCUACUAGAUGCAUCAAAUAUGCUCAAUAAUUAGUUUCUACUAAAUCAUAGAAAAUUUUUGAAGAAUUAGAUUCUCGUUAGUUAUUCAUAAAUCAAAACCAAUAACAUUUAGAUAUUUCAUUUAGGUCCUAAACUGCCUAAAUAUCUAUUCCAACUAGGUACUAUAUCAAAAAUAGUAAGAAAGAUUGAUUGCUUUGGUUAAAUUGAAGUUAAAACAUUUACAAAAGAAGAAAUAGAUUCAUUGAGAAAGGAACGAGGUCAGAGAGCAUAGUUAAAAAUAAGACAAAUUUAAGAGGUUUAAGAGAAGAGGAAAUAGGAUUUCUUAGAAUCUUGGAAAAAAACCUAAUAAAUUUAACACUAGAAACCAUUAUUUUAAAUAUUAUAAGAAUAAGAAAAUGCAUAGAUAAAGCUAUAAUAAGAAAUAAUACAACAAAAGUUAGAAUAAAUCAAAUAAGAAAGGAAACCUUUAAAUAAAAUAGAUUUUGAAGAGCAUAGAAAAAAAUUUUGUGAUUUAAUUAUUUAACCAAGAAAGAAAUCUAUUGAAUAAUAAUUUAAUAACUAAACAAAAUCUAUAAGUCCAGAAAAAUCUACUUACUAUUUAAAAAUAGAGCAAGAAUAAAAUAAAUUAAAAUUAUUAGAAUAAGAAAGAAAAAAUCAUUAAAUGGAAUUAUAAAAUAAAAAGAAGAAUUUUUCAGAAGAAACUAAAAAAAGAUUCAAACCUAAAUUGAGUUUAGAUAAAUAAAAUGAAUUAUUAGAAAUAUAAAGUAAAUUAAAUCAUAAAUCUGAUUUCUAAAAAUAUCAAGUUUUAGCAAAUAAAGUUAGAUAAAAAAAGAUUUCAUAUUAAAUUCAAGACACUGAUGAAGAUGCUUAAUCAUUAAUUAAUUUUAUUAAAAAUAAAGAUUAGAAUACAUCAUAUGAUUUAGCCAGUUAAGAUACUCAAUUACCAAAGUUUAAACAUAAAAGUUUUGUUAUUGAAACCAAUACAUAACAAUAAAAUACAAAUUAUUGGUAGAAAGUAGCUCUAAAUAAUAAUUUAUCAAUUAAAGAUAAGAAUUAAUUAAUAAUAGAAGAAGCAAAAAAGUAAAAUAUAUUUAUUAUUUUAGGUUAGAAGAGUUGUCAAAAAAAUAAGAAUAAUUAGCACGUGUCACUGGUAAUGAUAGCCCAUAAGCAGAUAAUCUUUUAAUUAGUUCUAUUAAAGCAAAAUUGACAGUAUUACAAAAUUGA